Molecule: messenger RNA, 4656 nt
Organism: Pogonomyrmex barbatus (red harvester ant)
Lineage: Eukaryota; Metazoa; Arthropoda; Insecta; Hymenoptera; Formicidae
Gene: Set1
Product: SET domain containing 1
Cellular component (GO): Set1C/COMPASS complex
Molecular function (GO): protein binding; histone H3K4 methyltransferase activity; RNA binding
Source: RefSeq, a predicted model, not a curated record
AUGAACGGCAUGGAGAGGCAUGGUCAUGGACAUGGACAUUCACAUGCGCACUCGCAUCGUCAUCGCCAUUCCCAUGGCAGUUCUCAGAGCACGUCGCAGAAUUCAAGUCAGCCAUCAUCAAAACAUGGUCAUGGCCAUGUGACACAUUCGCAGAAAGAUACCGCUGCACCACCGCCAACUCUAAAAACCCAGAGAAACUUCAAGUUAUUAGUCGACCCGUUUUUAGUUAAGGGAGCUACGAGACUAUGUAGGUAUGAUGGGACUGUCCCAGGAGAUCCAACAUAUCCACAGGUUCAGCCUCGUGAUCCCAGAUCACAAUUGACAAGGAUUUGGACUCGACUUGAACAGUUAGAUUUACCCGUACCUAGAUUUAAAAUUGACUCCAAUUAUUGUGGAGAGCCUCCACCGCUGGAAGUGACGUUUUGUCAUUUAAAUGACAAUAUUGAUAAGACAUUCUUGUCAAACAUGGUUCAAAAAUUUGGAUCUAUAGAAGAGCUUACUAUUUAUUACCAUCCGAUAACCAGUAAGCAUCUUGGCAUAGCAAGAGUGGUAUUUGAAUCAACCAAGGCUUCCAAAGCCUGUGUAGAAAAGUUGAAUAAUACUUCUGUGAUGGGGAAAGUGUUAAGGGUAUUUUUGGAUCCCUUUGGGGAAGAGUGCAAGAAGAUGUUUGAGGAGUUAACCGUGGAAAAGAAACCUGAGAAGAAAGUAGAGAAAGAGGUAACAAAACCGGAAUCUGAGCAAGAGAAACAUCAGACACCGGUGGACAAGGUUUUACCUGAGGAAAGGGAUGAUUUUAGAAAUAGUAAAAAAACUAUUUUAAAUAUAGACAAAAACAGAGAACCAUAUGUAGAAAAUUCAAGAUAUAACAAAUACAGAGACUAUCCUACACCAAGCGGUAGUACAGGUAGUGAUUUGGGUUAUGGAACAGCGCCGAGCGAACUGAAUUAUUCUAGUAAUUAUUCUCAAAAUUCUACUCCAGCCACAAAUUAUGACUUUUACUAUAGUAGUUAUCACCAUCAACCCCCAAAUAGCUACUUAGCUGGCAUCCCUCAGAAUGUAUCGCAGAAUAUACCAAUUCAACAGAAUUCGAACGUAUGGUGGGGUGGUAAUUCUGGAUCAGCGGGAUAUUCUGGCUCUGCUUCCGUCUGGCCAAUUCAACCACACGCGACAAAUUUGGAUGGUGCUAGUACUAACGUGAUACCAAUUAAUAAUAAGACUUCCAGUGUGAAAGUGCAUCACACUCCUAAAAAGGAGAAAGAGAAUCAGAUCACAGUAAAGAGCACAGCGCGUGAUUCUCCUGAUGAAACUCGUAAAACACUAGAUUUAGACACAAGAAUCGCUAUGUUACUGAAGGAUAAAGCAGGCGGGAUGGCACCUCCUUUUUUACAAUUUGGCAGCGAUUCGGAAGAUGACAAGAAAUCUCAACACGGUGACAAUGAGAUGCUAUCGGAGCCUCCCAGUCCCUUCUUGUCACAUGAGAUAUACAAACAGUGUUUUGACAAGAUGAUAGAGAGGAACAAAGAACGAAGGAAAGCUCACGAGAAUAGCAUUAGUCAUUUUUCUGUGGACGAAGAUUUGGGGAGCGUUAUAAGUUCCAGUGAAGACGAAGCACUGUUAGGAAGUUAUAGUCCAGCACCAGAUGACAAUGAACCAGAACCACCUAAAGAACCACCUCCACCUCCACCACCUGAUGACGAUAGAAUGUCUCUGAGUCCUUUAAGUUCGGGAGAUGAAAAAAUUGAAGAAGUAAUAGCACAGACUGAACCUUCGAAUCAACUGUAUCCAACGAAUAGUUAUCCAGGACAUUUAACUCACUAUCCUUCAAAUGAUAUUUAUAAUUGGCCACGACCAACGCAGUAUCCUUAUCCUUAUGGAACGACUUACUUGCAGAGUCAUUAUCAACCUGCCACAGCAUCCUUUUCGGCAACCAUUGGAAAUCAAGGAACAAAUUAUUACUCCUCUUUUCAGUCGCGGUUACAUGCUAUGGCAAAUUAUAAUAUCACAAAAGAUCCACAGGGACCUACUAUCAAUGGGGUAUUGAGCAGAGUUGUAAAUGAACUAAAGCAGAUUCUAAAGAAAGAUUUUAAUAAAAAAAUGAUAGAAAACACAGCAUUUAAAUUAUUUGAAGUUUGGUGGGACGAAAAGAAAUCGGAGAAAAUUCCAACUCAAGGUAGUGGCGAAAAUAUUAUUGUUAAUAACACGACAAAGGAGGAUGUGAAAACGCAAGGAUUGUCAUCUUUAUUGGAACAAGCGACACCUUUAGGAUUUAACUAUGAUGGUUUCGGUUUGGGUAUUAGAGCUAGUAUGCCAAAGAUGCCUUCAUUUAGGCGCAAGAUCAAAGCUCCAAGCCCAUUACCACAGGACGAGGACAGCCGCCAAUCAGGUCAUGCUGAUGUAGAAACUAUUGAAAGUGAUAGUGAUUUGGAUGUACCACCUGUACAAAAAACCAAGAAACCAAUAACCUCUCUUCCAACCAUUUCUUCUUCGUCUACUACAUCUUCAUCGGUUGAAAGUAGCAGCGAGGAAAUUAGUUCCAGCGAAUCUUCCGAUAGUUCAAAUGAAAGUUCUGACGAAGAAGUUUGCUUUGAGGAUGAGCAAGAUACAGAUAGUCGAAUGUCCGAUCAGAGGCCUUUGGCUUGUAAUAGUGAAGAUCCUGAUAUAUUGAUGGAACUCGCGAUUCAAAGGUCUUUGGAUUGUCCCACGCCGACCGGCAGAGAAACGCCGGUGCCGGAUAUCAAAAUUAAAGAUCAAAAUUCGAACGAAUUUCCGCAGAUUGAUGAUGAUAAUAAUUUGAGCAGUCCGUUAGCUUCUGUGAGAUACGAAAAUGUCAAAGAAGAGGAAAGUAUUUCCGAGAAAUUACCCGUAACAGAAGAAAAGCCGUUCGUAUGUAGAACCUUGGACAAAGAGGUGAAAGAUCUAUCGAGAGUCAGCGAGGAUAAGGAAACACAAAUCGAAACGAAACCUACACCGAUAGUAAUAACAUCGGCAAUAAAAGAGGAGAUACUACCAGAUAUGCAGAAAAUGGAGAACUCUGCUGCUGAAGCUUUAAUGACUUUAGCUGGACGAGAUAAUAUUAUCCGGCAUAGGAGUCCAGGUCCUAUACAGCCUAAUAUUAUCAGGGCAUUGCAGACAAUGUCAGCCAAAUACAUCAAUAACGAACCUAUCCUGAAGGAGAAUGAGAAGAUCGAAAUGUUCAGCGAAAUUCCUACAACUGACUCGGAAGAAGAGAGCUUAGAAAUUAGAAGACUAAGGUACCAAGCAGAGACUGAGCUUCGAUUAAAUGGACAGCGAACACCGAGUUCACCUGGUUCGCAGGCUUCGCAAGUGUACAUGGAGCAUUCGUAUUCGUUGCCCCCUGCACAACCGGAGCCUGUGGAACCAGUGAUACGUGUACCGCCAGCCUCGGUCAAAGUAAAACAUCCGAAGAUCGUUAAAUUGACGAAAUCGAAGGACAAUGCUCAUAAAAUGGAAAAACAGAAAUCCAAGAAAUAUACAAAAGUGCAUAGCAGUCAUCAGAAUCAUGUGGGAGAGAAGGAAAAUAUACGGAAUGAUUAUAUAUACAAGCUGCCUAAGCAGAUCUCCGAACCGACUGUCACGUACAAGGAACGAGAUCUUAUGUCAGAAAUGGCUAUUUUGUACGAAUUUUUGACUAGAGGAAUAGAUGCAGAGGAUGUAGAGUACUUGAGAAGGAGUUACGAAGCUCUAUUAGCGGAUGAUACGCAAGGUUACUGGUUGAACGACACACAUUGGGUCGAUCAUCCGCCGACGGAUAUACCGAGCCCUGCGAAAAAGAGAAAACGAGACGAGUUGCGGUUACAUGCAAGUGGAAGCGCUAGAACGGAAGGAUAUUAUAAAGUUGACAUCAGAGAAAAGGCUAAACACAAACAUCAUUAUGCUCAAAGCAUACAGCGCAGUAAUGACGUGGAAGAUAGCGGCGGCUCUUAUAUUGGAGGUGAUGGUGUAAUGAAUGGUCCAAAGAAUAAUUCUAAAGCAUUGACCGGCAAAAUGCAAGCGCUGUCACGUGAAGCACGCAGCAAUCAACGCCGGUUGUUAACAGCUUUCGGAAUCGAUACGGACAGUGAUCUUCUUAAGUUUAAUCAAUUAAAGUUCCGUAAAAAACAAUUAAAGUUUGCUAAGUCUGGUAUUCACGAUUGGGGUUUGUUUGCCAUGGAACCAAUUGCGGCCGAUGAAAUGGUUAUCGAAUAUGUUGGGCAAAUGGUUAGACCAGUUGUAGCCGAUCUACGAGAAGCUCAAUACGAAGCCACUGGAAUCGGCAGUUCUUACCUUUUCCGCAUCGAUUUAGAUACAAUUAUCGAUGCGACCAAGUGUGGUAAUUUGGCGAGGUUCAUAAAUCACAGUUGCAAUCCGAAUUGUUACGCAAAAGUAAUCACGAUCGAAAGCCAAAAGAAGAUCGUAAUCUACAGUAAACAACCGAUAGGAGUUAAUGAAGAAAUUACUUAUGAUUAUAAAUUCCCGUUGGAGGAUGACAAAAUCCCUUGCCUUUGUGGAGCUCCUCAGUGCCGGGGUACCCUCAACUGAAUUGUUCAUUCUUUUUCCUGUCUUCUACAUUUCGUCAUGUCCUACUCAUAUUUUUGUAAAUAUUUCCCCAUGUAAACAUUUUAUAAAAAUGCAAUGGAAAAUGCUAAAUUAUGUUAA